Schistocerca piceifrons (Central American locust) is the source of this 2678-nucleotide messenger RNA. RefSeq lists its product as uncharacterized. The record is from RefSeq and is a predicted model, not a curated record. NCBI's taxonomy places the organism in Eukaryota, Metazoa, Arthropoda, Insecta, Orthoptera, Acrididae. Bases 307 to 2586 code for a protein of 759 amino acids. The transcript has 8 exons.
AUUUUUGUAAAAGCAGAGGUGAUAUUACAGGCGGGAGAUAUGGUUUCGGGAGUGAGGUUAGGAGGUAUUCUAUGGAGUUAAAUUUUCGUAAAUAGACAAACAGUAUGACUGAUAUUGUGAAUUUUACUUUUCAUUCCGCCUUCAUAAAAAGGCAAUUUCGUUCUAGAACAUUAUUAAGAUAUUUACGGCCUUUAUUGUGAAAUAAAAUGUCAUGCAAAGUAGACCCCACACAUGUAAAUAGUGAACAGACAUUUACUUUGAAACGAAGAAUUAAUUACUUGGAGUCGUGUCACUGUGGAUCGUUUCAUGAGUCACUUCCAGUUUAUUCCGUUAAAAACACCAAGCGCUGGAUGUGACGGAAUCACCAUUAUUAAAAGUGACCAUAAAGAGUUGUUCGCCUUGUGGCAGGGGAAGGAGUUGGUGUUGUAUGAUGUCAGUGCGAUUGAUAGUAAGGACACUACCGCAGAAGUACUAACUUUAAAGAGUGACAUUGUAAAUGUGUUUCAACUGCAUGGCAGUGUGUGCUGUCUAGGGAGUGAUGCCUCAUUAUACAAGCUGUGCAAGACACACGGAUCCAGCAGUCAGAAAAGCUAUGAAAGAGGAGAUGAAGAUUUGUUUGAAUCAGGAGACUCUGCUGAUGAAGAUGUCAGAGUAUCACAAUUUUAUUUUGAUCCCAUCCUUGCCCUAAAUAAUGUAGCGAAUAUCUCCCCUCUAAGUGAAGGAUUUGUUGUGGUACGAGAGACUUUCGGCAAGUUCUUCAUUGAAGUGUUCAGUGUCGCAAAAUGUUUCACAAAGACAGAGAGACUUCAUUCAAAGGAAAUAUCUUAUAUACCUCCAAAGAUUCUGAAAAAAAAUGAAUGCAUACUGGCGGCAGUGAAGCAGAAAAGAAUGGCUCGCGAUUUGAUGGGUAUUCUUAUUGGGGACAUGGCAAUACUAGAUAUAGAAAUUAUUUUUAUUGCUUUUAAAAGUGGACAAGUCUUUUAUGUCCCAAACACCAAGACAUCUCAGCUUCCAAAACUGCUAUACUCUUCAGUUCAUCCAGUUAUAGAUGUAAUGUUUCUGCAAGGUGGUACGCACAUGAAAUUGGUCAUAGCUCUGGAACCAGGCCUUCUUGUAGAAGUACGAAGCAAUGAGAAACACAUGGGGCAGCUAGAAUAUGUUACUUCCUGUCUCCCUGGCACUAUUCGUGUAUCGUGUGGUGUUGGCAGUCAUGUUUUGGCUGGAGAUGGGAGUCAUCUAUGGUGUUGGCAACCAGAAGCUUGCAAAACAUCAUAUAAUGAUAGUCGUGGUGCUGGCAGUGGCCCUCAAAUCAGAGAACUUGCAGUGAGAGGAGUGACUCACGUAUGCUGCCUCCACACCAGUGGUGAUGCUCUUGUCAUAACUAUUCAUGGCACCAUUUACAAACUUUUCCCAAAUGUUAUAAACGAAAGUAUUCAGUCAGAUAAUGGCUCUGGUUUACAAACAGAUUCAUCGUUCUUCUUGAAGCACCAGCUACAGUUACUAGAGGAAGCAGAGAAAAAAAUUUUGUGUGAAGAUGAACUGAUUGCGGCAGUUGGCCUGACAAUGCGCUCUGAACUCCUCAAAAACUGCUUCACAAUGAAUGUUAAUGUCUGGGAUGUCACAGCAAAAAAUGCUUUUGUAUUUUUGCAGGAGAUGAAAACAAAUCUACACAACCUUGAACAUGGUGUAAAGUACAUCCUUGACAUCUGCUUGAAAAACUCCUCAGACAGGGAAUUCUCUUCCUUGAUAUGGUACUUACUUAUAGUUAUUAAAUCUGAAAAUGAGACAGUUAACAAAGUCAUUCACUUUACAGAUGUGUUCAAAAAAGGAUGUGAUAUAAAUACAGUGAUUUGUAGUGAUAUUGAGAAUCCAGUGCAUCAGAUUACAGUUACAAGUACACUUGUUUGUAAAAUGCCCCCUGCAUAUUCAUCAGAAGAUGCUGUACUCCCAUCAUUGUUUCUGCCUGUUGACAGUAUUGUAUUAAAUGUUGGAUAUUUCCUCACUCCAGUGUUGUCUCUAAGUGAAGGAAUUCAAAAUAUUGCCUCAUUGUCAUCCGGCAGUCUCUACAAGAAUGUAUUACCAAAGAUUAAGGGAAAUUAUAUAGAAUGCUCACAGAAUUGUGAGGUACCUCCAAUUGAAAAAGAAUACAUAUGUAAAAUCAAACUACCAACUGGCAUCAGUGGAGACCUCUUAUGGCAGAGCAUUUUUAAAAGGAGUUGGCACAGAUGUAAUGCUGAUGUCCAUGCAUGGUUCCAGACCAGCAAGGACAGACUUCGUGUGGAUCAGAUGGUUUGGGUCAGAGUGGGGCAGAAUUUAUGUAAGCUCGUUGUUAAUGCAGGCAUCACUGCUGUAGAACUACACUCUAAAGAUCCUCUGACUCUCCAUGCCUUCAAACAGUUUAUAACUGAAGAGAUGCUCACUGCUGGCAGACAUUCUCGGGAGGUGAAGAUUCCAAUAUCAGUUGUAGAUGUUGCACAGAGCAUCAGGAUGAAUCUGGACAUUGAAAGAGCUCAGCCAACAGCAGACAACUUAGAAGUACUCAGAAAACAAUGGAGAACCUCUGUCACAGAAAAAUUACCAUCUUAGCCAAUUAUCCAGAAGUGCUACAAUAGACAACGUAAUUAAAAUUAGUUUGUUAACUGUGAAUCUAAGAUAUUAAACAGUGAGUUACGUUCAAA